AUGCCAGGAUCUCGAGGAGAUUUCUAUACGCAGGCCAAAAACUAUGCGCUGAACAUCAGCGAGAUCGAGGCCAAGGUGCGCGAGGCCACCAACGACGACCCAUGGGGCGCGAGCUCCACGCUCAUGCAGGAGAUUGCUCAGGCCCAUGACUUUCACGAGAUUAUGCCGACCAUUUUCCGCCGCUUUGUCGAGAAGGAGGCAAAAGACUGGCGCCAGAUCUACAAGGCGCUCCAGCUCCUCGAGUAUCUCGUCAAGAACGGCGCCGAAAAGGUCGUCGACGAGGCGCGCGCGCACCUCGCGACCAUCAAGAUUCUGCGCAACUUCCACUACAUUGACGACCAGGGCAAGGAUCAGGGCAUCAACACGCUCCUCUCUGACGUCGACAUGAUCCGCGCUGAGCGCCGCAAGGCGCGUGCCAACCGCUCCAAGUACCAGGGCACUGGCAACACAGACUUUGUGCCAGGCAGCGGCGGCGGACGCUACGGCGGAUUCAGCAGCGAUUCGUACUAUGCAAGUGGCGGCGCCUCGGGUACGUAUGGCGUAUCGGGGGCCAGCACGCACGACCAGGCCGAGUACGACGAGUACGACGCUGGUGACGAUGAAGACACGCAGGGGCCAUCACAGACCGCAGCGAGCUCGACCAAAGCGACAGGCCCCCCCGUCGCGGAUCUAUUUUCGUUCGACGACGAGCCAGCCGCCACCGCCUCGCCGAGUAAGCCGGCGGCUCCGCCGGCAGCUGCGCCACUCGACGACUUUGAUGAUUUUCAGGCAGCGCCGCCGGCACCAGCGUCCAGUCAGACGGUGCCCCCAGCCCAGAACGACCCCAUGUUUGACUUUUUAGACAUUAAGCCAAGCGCGCCGGCGGCCGCACCCAAGCCCGCGACGCCCGCCGCGGCACCGCCCAAGGUGGUGCCCGCUGCGGCGGCUCCUCCUAAGGUGGCGCCCGCUGCGGCUGCUCCGCCCGCCAAGCCUGUGACGCCUGCUGCGCCGCCCAAGUCGUCGGCAUCGCUCUUCGACGAUUUGUGGGCCGAGUCGCGCGGCAAGUCAAGCACCACUGAGGGCAGCGGCAAAAAGACCAUGGCACAGUUGGCGCAGGACCAGACGAGUAGCCGCGUGUGGGCCUCGUCGGCGCCGAAACCGAAGGCGGCUGGAUCGAAUGACCUGUUUGAUCUGUUGUAG
Messenger RNA from Malassezia sympodialis ATCC 42132, 1179 nucleotides. RefSeq lists its product as uncharacterized. The record is from RefSeq and is a predicted model, not a curated record. Lineage: Eukaryota; Fungi; Basidiomycota; Malasseziomycetes; Malasseziales; Malasseziaceae. Gene Ontology annotation, cellular component: endosome; plasma membrane; clathrin vesicle coat. Gene Ontology annotation, molecular function: clathrin binding; phospholipid binding. The coding region runs from base 1 to 1179 and encodes 392 amino acids. Gene Ontology annotation, biological process: Golgi to endosome transport; endocytosis. The transcript is spliced from 4 exons.